Messenger RNA from Armigeres subalbatus, 2357 nucleotides. RefSeq names its product myogenesis-regulating glycosidase-like. The record is from RefSeq and is a predicted model, not a curated record. Gene Ontology annotation, biological process: carbohydrate metabolic process. The transcript has 5 exons. Bases 351 to 2348 code for a protein of 665 amino acids. NCBI's taxonomy places the organism in Eukaryota, Metazoa, Arthropoda, Insecta, Diptera, Culicidae. Gene Ontology annotation, molecular function: hydrolase activity, hydrolyzing O-glycosyl compounds.
ACCGCCGCCACCACGCCAGUGUGCGGUGAGUUGGUUGGCGAAAGUACAUUCAUCCUGCGAUCGGUUGCACGGACGGCAUCGCUCAACAGCAUCCAUCAGUCGCACCAGGUUGCAGCCUGGCGGCACCACGUUCGAUCCAAACAAGUCCAACAAACGGAAACAUUUUGCUUUCGACUUCUAAGGUAGGGCACGGUGUCGCGUGGUGAUCGCGCGUGUUGAUUGAUAGUGAUUGUUGUAUUUUAAAAUUUUCAACAUCGGUAGUGACAUCUUAUUUGUGGAGUAACCUCAUAACCCAGAAUCUGUAUAUUGUGAUUGGCACGAUCGAAGAGAACGUGUGAAGCAAUGGUAGAAUGGCGCUUAAUGUGACGCGAAAAUGUUUAAUCUAUUCUGUACUGGCAGUGAUUAUUGGGGCUGCAGUGAUUACAGCAGUGCUAGUUCUAAUUUUGCGAGACGACGAAGAGAUCAUGCAGAGCUACAAGUUCGCAAACAGUGAUUUAGUGUUACAGCUGCAGGAGCAACCCGACCAUCGAUACGUGCUUAGUUUAAUAAGAGAUGGCGCCUCGAUCCAACGCAUCACCUUUGACCACGAUUUCACCGAUGAUUCCGAAAUCGAAGCCACUCCUCAGGGGCUCUUACUGGAAGGCAAUGAGCAACGAAUCGAGCUCAAAGAUAUCGAAGACACAUCGAACUUUUCGAUGAUCAGCAUAACGCGAACACUCCGCAAAGGUCAAAUCGUGUCGGAUAUUGUCCACACCGGUGAAAAAUUGACCGAUCGUCCGGUUCAGUGGUACGGUGGACCCGAACAGAUGGAACAGCUCUAUCCGGUGCAGCAGUUGCACUUUGAGGACUACGCCUACUUGCCGAAGGAGCUGCACAGUGCGUCAAUUACAGAGCGUUAUUGGGUUAACUCCGCUGGCGUAUUUGUCUACGUUGAAAAGGAGGUCCCGCUCUUCAUUGACCAGGAUGAUCAAACGUUACGGUUGACGGCGAAGAAAGAACUUCCGUAUUAUACUUACGACGACACGUUUGUGUUCAACUAUCGGAUCGGAGUGGCGAAGAAUGUCAAGGAAGCACACUUGAAGGCAGUCGAUAAAGUGUUGAACAAGCCGGUAGGCAUUCCCGACGAACGGAUGGUACGGCAUCCAAUCUGGUCGACAUGGGUACGCUACAAAAAGCCAAUUAGUCAGCAAACUGUAUUGGACUUUGCGAAGGAAAUCAACGAUUAUGGGUUUAAAAACUCUCAGCUUGACAUCGACGACUACUGGGAGAACUGCUACGGAUCAUUGAUUUUCAAUCCCAUAACAUUCCCAAAUGUUACCGAGAUGACAGAGCAGCUUAAAGAAAUGGGCUUCCGAGUGACACUUUGGAUUCAUCCAUUCAUCAACAAGAAUUGUCAACCAUGGUACACGGAAGCGUUGACUAAAAGAUUCUUGGUGAAGUCUCACAACGAGAGUAUCGGUUACGGCACGAAAUGGUGGAACAGCGAAGAAAACGAAGCGUCAUACAUCAACUUCAACAAUCCGGCAGCCGUGGAUUGGUUCCGUCAGAGGCUUGCGGAACUGCGCGAGCAAGGCAUCGACAGUUUCAAAUUCGAUGCCGGGGAAACGAGUUGGGCGCCAGCAGACCCUGAUAUUCAAGGCCCGAAAGCAUUGCUACCGGCCAGUCUUACCACCAGCUACGUGCGAAUGUGUGCCGAAUUCGGACCUAUGAUCGAGAUCCGCACAGGAUGGGCUACCCAGGAUCUUCCGGUUUUUGUAAGGAUGCUGGAUUUUGACACUCGUUGGGGCAAGUACAAUGGAUUGCAGUCAUUGAUUCCGACGUUGCUGCAGAUGAAUUUGAAUGGAUAUCCGUUCGUUUUACCCGACAUGAUCGGUGGUAAUAUGUACGGUAACGAUAUCCUCACGAAAGAGCUGUUUAUCCGAUGGUUACAAGCGAACACAUUUAUGCCGAGUAUGCAGUUCUCAAAAGCCCCGUGGGAUAUCGAUUUGGAGACUGUAUCAAUCGCAAAACGAUUCACCUUGCUGCACGAGGAAUUCGCCGAUUACAUUUUGCAGCGGAUGCGCCUAACAGUGGCCGGAGGAAUUCCUGUGAAUCCUCCUAUUUGGUGGCUCGAUCCCGACGACGAGGUAGCACUGAAGAUCAGUGAUGAAUAUCUCCUGGGCGAGGACAUUCUGGUGGCUCCGGUUUUGACGGAAUUCGCCACCAAACGGGACAUUUACCUACCGAAAGGUACCUGGCGCGAUGGAAACACGAACCAGGUGUAUGAAGGAGGCCGAUGGUUGCGAGACCAUUUGGCACCAAUGGAUACGUUACCAUACUUCAUCAAGACUACGUUCCAAAUGCGAUAAGUGGCGAGA